Messenger RNA from Dalotia coriaria, 1175 nucleotides. It is a transcript of the gene Cpr49Ah, whose product is annotated as cuticular protein 49Ah. The record is from RefSeq and is a predicted model, not a curated record. The transcript has 3 exons. Gene Ontology annotation, cellular component: chitin-based extracellular matrix. Lineage: Eukaryota; Metazoa; Arthropoda; Insecta; Coleoptera; Staphylinidae. Gene Ontology annotation, molecular function: structural constituent of chitin-based larval cuticle. The coding region runs from base 145 to 834 and encodes 229 amino acids.
ACUGCACGUGCCUCUGUAUAAUAUAGUAAACCGCAGAUAAAUAUCCGUCGACGUUCGAAUCCUCGAGCACACCAAAGAGUUUUCGACGAGUUCAGCAAUUUACCAACUACAAUCAUCUAUUGCAACAAGUCUUGUUACUUCAAGAUGAAGUUUUUGAUUGUGUUAUCGGUCGUCUUGGGUGUAAGUUACGCUCAAUUCCAUCAAGGCCCAAAACGCCAAAAUUUACAACAAAAUCAUCAACAAGAUCAAUAUCAAAAUGUUGACCAACAACAAAAUGACGAUCAACAAUACAAAGCACAACCAGCACCUGUAAACAACUACCAAUCACAAAAUAACUAUCAAGGCAAACACGAAUCAACCACAUUUAUCCCAAUUAUUCGUUUUGACAAAGAACAGGGAAAUGAUGGAAGUUACAAAGCUGCUUGGGAAACCGGAAAUAAUAUCCUCGCCCAAGAAGAAGGAUUCCUCAAGAGCUUAGGCCCCAAUCCCGAUGUAGAAGGUGAAGAGUUGAACGCUCAAGUGCAACAAGGUUCUUACACCUACACAUCGCCUGAGGGUCAAGUAAUUACUGUGCACUACACCGCUGACGAGAAAGGUUUCCACCCAACCGGUGACCACUUGCCAACCCCACCACCAGUGAGUCCCGAAGUCCAGAAAGGUCUUGAUCUCAUCUAUGCUGGUAUCCGUGCUCAGGCAGAAGCCGCUGCCAAGGAUCCACAAUUAAGAGCUCAACAACAACAGGAUUACACCGGUCAAUACAAUCAGAAUCAACACCAGCAGUAUCAAAACAACAACAACAAUCAGAACCAAAAUCAGAACCAAUACCGCCAAUAGAAACGUGGGAUGUUGUCAAUAAUGUCAAUAUAAUUAAAUAAUAUUAGUAUUUGGAAUCGAAUUGAAAGAACAACAUGAGAUGAGAUGAAAGAUGAUAACUACAAUAUUUACAACGUACCCUAUAUUCUUAUAUUGAUAUUUAUAGAACGGAAUGAUAAAGACAGUGAAGAAUGGAUUACGAUCAGCGGAUUUUGUUAUCUUUUGUGUUUUUAUUGUAUGUAAAUGUAAUGUUUGUUUGUAUUAUAUAGACUGAAGUUAUAAUAAUAACAUUUCAACCGAUUGAUGAUAACUUUAUGAAUAAAGUUGACAAAAUCGCAAAAUAAAUCAAAUAAGGAUUUAUA